AUACACCCAUAAUCAAGUUCGCAAGAAUCAUUUAUUUUUGAAAAUGAUCACUCAUUCUUGUAGGAUCUUUCUUUCGCUAUUACUAAUUGACUGCAACGCAAUGUUGAAUUUAAAACAGUUCUGCGUAAAAUUGCUGUUGCUGAUGGAGUCAUUGUCAUUUAGUUGUAAUUUGGCCGCAUGUGGAAGUUUUCGAUUCAAUUUUUACGACGUUUUUUUUUUGUUCAAAGUGAAAAUGAUCAUUUACACGGUACUUUUGAUACUGUAUCUAAGCAAAUUCGAUAAGAUUGAAGGUGGUAUUUGUGGUAGAAAAUCAGAUGAAUUUAAUAUUGAUAAUUUUCAAUAUGUGGGAGAUCCCGUUACAGUCGUUUGUAUAACCGAAAAAAAUCAGACCGAGUUCUAUUUGACUGAAGUAAAUGGAAGUGUGCCGCCUGAUUUUAUAAAACGUUUACAUAAUGGCAGAGACAUGUCUUUGUUUUUUCAUGGCAUUGAAAAUAAGAUAACACAGAAAAAAGGAUUUCUUUUUUUCUCUGCAAAAGCAUGGUUUGAUGCGUCACAAAAGAAUAUUUGCAUUUUUUCCUAUGCAUAUACAACGGAUCCAACGACAGCGUUAAAAAUACUACCGCAUGUGAGUAAAAUGGUGAAAACCAAGCGGCUUGAGUACGUCGCAAGGAUGGCACGUGACAUGGUAUUGGCCGUUUACCGGCGUUGUGUGAAGUACACCAGAGCACCGUGUCUCCAAAGUAUGUCACAGGUUGAUGUGAGUGGUUUUAGUUUUGGUGCACAUAUUGCUGGACGAACUUGCCAAUAUUUGGAGGAGAAAACCGGCGAAAAAGUCCGAAUGUUACUAGCUUUGGACCCGGCCAAAUUUCCACCGUUUGGCGCUAAAGCAAAGAAUACUAUCAAAAGUGGACACGCCAACUAUGUUCAAGUGAUCCAUACAUCGAAUGUCGUUGGUAUUUGGGAUCAACUUGGCGACACCGAUAUAUACGUUAAAUUUAAAACAGAAUCAUCAUUUUUCGAAUCGAUAGCAGACAAACAUCAAUUAAGCUAUUACAUGCAUGUUACAACAGCUUCAAAACGACUUUUUCUCAUUGCCGAACAGAAUGAGAAUCGAAAUGGCACUGUCAUCAAAAGUGAAAAUGCAUACACUGAACCAAAACCAAAGUCUAAUGAGUGCUUGGUUGGUGUGUACAGCACUUUGAAUCCGAGACAUCGGGGCAAAAAGUUCACGAUUUCUUUGACGAAUUAUCUUUCGGCCGGAAAAUCGGGAGGCAAAUGGAAAGUUCUUUGAAAUGUUUUUUUUUAAACUCAUUUUUGCGUCAUUCCAACCUUAACCUUCUGUCCGUCCAAACGAUAUACAGGAUAUUUCCGUCUUUGGGGCGUACAGCUCCCGUAGUGAAUUUUUGUAUGGGAAUUGGAUGUUUAAUUUUGAAAUUGAAUUCUGUCUCGGGUUCAGUACGCCCCAAAGACGGACAGAAGGUUAAAGCUUUGAAAAGUUGUAGCUCUAAUGAGAUUGAGAUGUUAUCGAUUAAAAAAAUAUAAUUUGAUACCCUUCUGGGACUCAUUAA
Contarinia nasturtii (swede midge) is the source of this 1568-nucleotide messenger RNA. RefSeq lists its product as uncharacterized. NCBI's taxonomy places the organism in Eukaryota, Metazoa, Arthropoda, Insecta, Diptera, Cecidomyiidae. The transcript is spliced from 6 exons. The record is from RefSeq and is a predicted model, not a curated record. Gene Ontology annotation, molecular function: lipase activity. The coding region runs from base 44 to 1291 and encodes 415 amino acids.